UGCGUUGCGUUGCACCGUUUCUCUGAAUGAAGAAAUUGUUAACGUUGUCGCCCAGACACAGUGUGUUCUCUGUGCGCUUGUGUUCAUAACCUGACAGAAGAUGAAUAACACUUAACCUAAAUUACACGACCAUUUUAAUGAAGAUGGUUGUCUUCUGGGUUGUAGCACCUUGUAGUCUGGUAGAAGUUUACCAACGUUUUAGAGGUCCACGUAUCGAACCCAGACCAAACGGUGCUACAACCCAGAAGACUGCUCGAUCGUGUCUUUGCUGUGCGGUGGUUGGCUUCGUGUUGCGAAGUGUGCUCUUAGAGGCGCAGCUCCCCUGACUCGGUAGUAUCAGUAUUUUGUUGCGCAGUUGAUAUAUUCAGUGUGAAUUCAUCAUCACCACAACCCUGAAGCAAUUACUGAAUUCUCCUUGUAGGUAGGAAACUUCUCCUACACAGGUGUGUUGCGGGACAGCUGCGUAGCAAACUGAAGGCUACAUCACUGAGGUUACAUAUGAAGUAUAUAUAUAUAGGAGGAUGACGUUAAAAUGUGCAGACGUGAACGUCCUUGAAUUGGUUCGCAUUCCAAUCGAGUUUGUGGCUUCCUUCAUAAUCUUCUGGUACCAAAACAAUGCAAAUUUUUAACAAAUGCAGGCAAUCGGUGAGUCCUGCUUGACCUCGCUCUGAAGCCAAAAACUUCCAUCGGACAGGCGGCGACUGUCUCGCCGAAGUUUAACAGUUAUUCCCCGAACGCCUUCGUCCCACGAAGUCCCACAGUCUGAAGGUCGAACGCUCCCGACACUCGCCUAAGCGCCACGACGCAGGAGCGUAUGGAGGGAGUGGAGGAAAAGCUCCGUGUAUUUUUAAACUCGCACUGGGAAUGUGCCCCCUACACCCGCUAACAGGAAGAUAUGCGAGUCCCAGAACCAGUCUGGAAAAGAGAGAAUACAAGAGACCUCUACCUACCACGAACAAAAUCCCGCGUCCGGCCACCUCGUAGUUCUGUUCACACCCAUAACAAGUUUAAUUGUUUCAGACAGCGCGAUAAUUACUUUUUAAUUAAUUAUGUUCUUGCGUCAUUCAUCACGCAAGAUGAAUAGUUAAGUGGUCUAAAUGAUGUUUACACCAAGUAUCACAGAAGUCGUUUCGAAUGCCUCCCUUCGGAAUCCUGAAUGACGCCAAGCCGUGGUUAUUUGAAACACCCUGUAGGCUCAGCAGCCAUGAUCGUCUGCAGUGAAAGUGGCUCCACUGUUGUGGGAUGACGCAUGCGCAGUGGGUGCUCGCUUCAGAACGAGGCGAAGGCAGUGGCGGCUUCUUAUUGGCCGCCGCUGAAGUGCAAAAAUUAGCAAAUGCUGAGUGGAGUGAAUUUUCCAAAAUGCCCAUUGGAGCACAUGUAAAAUAGUUAUGAUGCCAUGUGCUCAUUAAUCACGGCCGGGUGGAGCCUACCGAUCGCCACUGAUACGAAAUUAAUUACUAACUUCAACAUUCUUAGUCUCAAGUCACAGAAUCUGUGUGGAUGUCAGUGACUUGGCUUAACUGAUUGAGCGAAGUUUUCACACGGGAGACGCUGAUUAUUCAAACAAAAGUCUGGGAAAAAGUCAUCAUGAAACAAAGAAAGCCUGAGUGUGGCUGAACGUGGCUUUGCCUGGAGACUUCAACGCUGGGUUGGGACAGAAACUGCGAAGUCGCGCUGUACUUGGUAACUCCACAGUCUACGUAACUAAGCACAGGACGUUGCAGUUUCUGUUGGUGACGGAAAAUUCUUGCGUAAUUCCCAUAUGACAACCUGGGCGAUUUUUUGAAAGAUGGUCUUCGCCCGCAAGUCCAUAAGGACACUGCGUUUCCUUCCAGUGGACUUUCUUAAGAUGAAAGUCAUGGAGGCGUGGAAUUAAACACACAUUUUACACUCGCGGAAGUGCUUUAUCAUUACAGUGCGAUGCUUGGACACAGGGGUGAAUUUAUAAGUGCAAACCCACGCAAGCGCACCAAAAUAUUUGCUUUGAUCUAUCCUGCAGUCGUAAAAACAGCGCCGUAAUCGAUGUUGUUGGGUGAAUGAAGUCUUCUGUCAUUACGUGUCUCGCGUAGGCGCAGAUUUGUCCAGGUUAUGCAACGCUCGCGUCCUUGGCCCACCGCCCACUGCAGCCGGCCUGCCUGCCUUACCAGUCUCCGCUCAGACAUGAAGCAGUUCGCACCGCUCUGUUUGCUGUUGACCGUGAUUCGUGCCCAGCCACGGGGCGAGCUCUUCAGGACAGAGCUCUUUCCUGAACAGCUUCAACAACAGCAGGUUCAGUUAAUUCAGCGACAGAUUCAGGACCACUUGCAGCUGCUGCAGGCGCAGGCCCAGGCGUCCAGGAGCGCGGAGCAGCAGAUACUAAUUCAGCGGCAACAGUCGGAACUCCUACAGCAGCUCCAGGAUGCGCAGCGGCAGCAACAGGAACUACAGAGGCGCUUGCAGGAACAGCUGAACGGAAUCAGGCAGCAACCGUUCCAGCCUCCAGUGCCUCAGGUACAAGCGAUACGACAGUUCCAGCCUCCAGUGCCUCAGUUUCAGGCCCAGCCCCAGGAAGCGGUGCGGUUCCCCUCAGAGCCCGAGCCGGUGGACCAGCCCCCUCACUGCUCCACUGUGAGCGGCGAGCCCGGUCUCUGCCGGCCCCUCGUCAAAUGCAUCACGUUCUACGCCGAGGUGCCCGAACUCCGAAGGCAACCCUGCAGACUGCAGGGACAGGAGGUUGGCGUUUGCUGUCCUCUGAGGAAGAGGCCGUCUGUUGUUCCUGCCGGGCUGGAUCGUCCGAACCACGGCCCGUUCAGCCCCCAGCAGCUGAACGCUGCGGCCGCCUUGGCUCUGGAGCGGGUGAGACAGCGCCUCCAGUUCGUGGCGUCGCUCUUCGCCAGCAACGUCAUCGUACAGGUGGGGACGCCCGCGGCCUGGCACCAGGAGUUCUUCCAGACGACGAACGCGACCUUGCAGCAGGGCGAAGAGGCGCAGAAGGGCGUGGAGGCCAGCGUGAGUCUAGUGAACGAGUUCCAGUUGAGCCCGGACCAAGGACGCUUCGCCCUGCCCACGUUCAGCAUCCUGAACACCGUCAUCGCGGACACGUGUCGUCGCCCCGCCAACUGCCGUCCGGACAAAUACCGCACGGCUGACGGAUCCUGUAACAACCUGCAGAACGAGAGAUGGGGGCUCGCGGGCUCGGCCCUGCAGAGAGUGCUGCCACCAAAGUACGGCGACGGCGUCAACUCUCCUCGGGUGGCUGCCAACGGCGAGGAACUUCCUAGCGCGCGGCUUCUUAGCACUCAGUUCGCUCAGGAGGCUGACAUUCCGUACGAGAACUACACGUUGCUCGUGAUGCAGUGGGGGCAGUUCCUCGAUCACGAUCUCACACACACGCCCAUCAGCAGGGGUCAGAGUGGGAGCGGGCUCUCUUGCUGCCGGGACGGUGACGUCAUCAAAUCGGAACUUCGCCACCCUGACUGCUUUCCGAUCCCGCUACCCCGGAAUGACCACAUCUUCGCCAAGUUCGGUGAGCGAUGUAUGGAGUUCGUACGAUCCCUUCCCGCGCCCCGCCCUGAGUGCAACUUCGGGCCCAGGGAACAGAUGAACCAAGUGACUGCCUACCUCGACGGAUCCAACAUCUAUGGCUCGAGCCAGGACGCUCAACGCGGGCUUCGCGAGGGUCGGGGCGGCCGACUGGCCAUCCAGAAUGUGGGCGGGCGACAGCUGCUGCCUGAGAACAGAGGCGAGUGCACUGAUGACACGGAGCGACUCGCCUGCUUCAAGGCAGGUGACACGCGAGUGAACGAGCAAGUGGAGCUCACGGUGAUGCACACGGUUUGGCUGCGCGAACACAACCGCGUGGCGGCUGAGCUGGCGAGGCUGAACCCCGAGUGGAGCGACGAGGCGCUGUUCCAGGAGGCGCGACGCGUAGUCGUGGCUGAGAUGCAGCACAUCACGUACAACGAGUUCCUGCCCCUUGUUCUCGGUCUCGACUACAUGGAGAAGUUCGAGCUGAGCCCGCGAGAUGGUGGGUUCACUGAGCUGUACGACGAGUCACUGAACCCGUCCAUAACGAACGCAUUCGCAACAGCCGCUUUUCGCUUCGGACACAGCCUCAUCCAGAGUCACAUGCAGGGAUUCUCUCGUUUUGGAAACGUGCGAGAGAAUUUGGAACUCAGCCACCACCAAUUCGCUCCCUUCGUCCUGUACGAGAACGGCGUAUUGGACGACUUCGUUCGUGGGUUGUCCACUCAAACGUGUCAGCGUUUUGAUCGCUUCUUCUCAAAACAACUGACAGACCACCUGUUUCAAGGCGACCUAGACUUCGGACUAGACCUGUUCGCACUUAACAUCCAGCGGGGCCGUGACCACGGGCUGCCUCCCUAUAACGACUGGCGGGAAGUUUGCGGUCUGCCGAGAGCGAGGUCUUGGGACAAUUUGCUCGACGUCAUGGACUCACAGAGUGUGGAGGUGCUGCGAGGUUUAUACAAAUCAGUGGACGAGAUCGAUCUGUAUGCAGCGGCCGUAGCCGAGAAGCCAUUGCCCGGUGCAUUGCUAGGGCAGACAUUCGUUUGUCUUGUAGGUGACCAGUUCGCCCGACUGAGGCGAGGCGACAGGUUUUAUUAUGAGGAAGGUAACCAGCCGUCCGCCUUCUCGCCGAAACAAGUUGAACAGCUGCGCAGGGCCAGUCUGUCAAGGAUCCUGUGCGACAACUCUGACGACAUUGCUGUCAUGCAGCCGCUGGCGUUCUUCCAGGCCUCUUUUGUGAACCAGAGAGUGACUUGUGCAAGUGAAUCCAUCCCUCGUGUUGACCUUAAUGCCUGGGCGGGUUAGCUCACGCGAUGAGCAACCGGCCCUGGUAAAGCCGCGAGGAAGUCAACUGCCUUCUGUUUGAUUAGACAGUUCCUGUUUUUAUCAAUUUACAGAUGUACUUCGAUGUAACAUAUCUACUGCCAAAUCUCCAGGAACAAUUCUCACCAUUGUGUCACAUCCUGAUGUGAGCCUCUUUUAAUAUUUUAAUACAGGUGUCCGCUUUCUUUGGUCAGCACUGUACAGCUCUGAGACCAUGGCCAAGACAUCACUAAGAACCAGUAAUGUGGUAAACUGGUCGCCCAUUACAAACAAAACAGUGGAAUAUUUAUUCUAGAAAGACCAUAUCUACAAGUCAUUUGCAGAUGUCACUAAUUAUUAAUUAAAUAUGUUUCCCCUAUAAAUAAUUUAAUCUGAGUAUACAAAAUUUUAUAUAUGUUUUCACUGCUUCGAAAGUUACAGAUCGACAGUCCAAGGUUAGAGUUCAGGUAUUUACAUGGUAUUUGAAUACAUGGCCAGCUAGAAGAAAUAAUUUUGUUUCCAGUGGUCGUUAAAUAGAAAUACUUCAUUAGAAUUGCUGCAAUUUCACUUGCAGUUCAAGUGAAAUGAGAAUUUAGACAAAUGUAGCCCGUGUAACUACGCAGAAGUUAACAUAUUGAUGAAAAAGUGCCCUUUCUCUAUGUCUGUAAUCUUUAAUGUUGAAAGCCAACAGUCUCACUCAGUGGGACUAAUAUUUAUCAGCAGAGAUAUGCAAAGCAAAGAAGAAACUAGAUAAUGUUUUUACCUUCUAAUGUCAAGAUAUAUAAGAAAAUAUUACUUCUUUUAUGUGUAAACGUACAAAUAAAACUGCCCUAUUCGAGCUGUUUACAUUGA
This is a messenger RNA of Zootermopsis nevadensis, 5661 nucleotides long. Lineage: Eukaryota; Metazoa; Arthropoda; Insecta; Blattodea; Termopsidae. The record is from RefSeq and is a predicted model, not a curated record.